AUGCCAGACACCAUGUUUCAUGAGGAUGAAUUUCAGAUUUUCAACAUUUCUGAUGGCGAUGACCAGGAGCAUCAAACCUUCUGGCACUUCAGAAAGUUCUUUUUGCCCUGCAUGUAUGUGGCAGUAUUCAUCUGUGGCCUGGUGGGGAACUCCCUGGUACUGGUCAUAUACAUCUUCUACCAGAAGCUGAAGAGCCUAACAGAUAUAUUCCUUAUGAAUUUGCCUGUGGCUGACCUGCUGUUUGUCUGUACUUUGCCCUUCUGGGCCUAUGCAGGCUUCCAUGAGUGGGUCUUUGGUGACAUUCCUUGCAAAAUCCUGUUGGGCAUGUAUACUUUGAACUUCUAUACAUCCAUGCUCACACUCACCUGCAUCACUGUGGACCGCUUCAUUGCUGUGGUUCAGGCCACCAAGGUCUACAACCAGAAGGCCAAAAGGAUGAUCUGGGGUAAGGCCAUCUGCUUAUCCAUAUGGGUGAUUUCCUUGCUGGUUUCUUUGCCUCAGAUUAUCUAUGCCAAUGUCACUCACACAGACAAGUACAACUGUGCCUACGAUGAAGAAAGACUUUCCACGAUGGUCCUUUCCAUCCAGUUGAUACUGGGGUUUUUCUUGCCACUUCUCACCAUGAUUAUCUGCUACUCAGUCAUCAUCAAGAACUUGUUUCAGGCACGAAGCUUUCAGAAGCAUAAGUCUCUGAAGAUCAUCUUCCUGGUGGUAGCUGUGUUCCUUCUGACCCAGAUGCCUUUCAACCUUGUGAAACUCAUCUGCAGCACAAACUGGGAAUAUUCUCUCAUGACCAGUUUUCAUUAUGCCAUCACAGUGACAGAGUCCAUUGCUUUCCUGCGUGCCUGCCUUAACCCUGUGCUUUAUGCUUUUGUUGGCCUAAAGUUUAGGAAGAACUUCUAUAAACUUAUGAAAGACAUUGGCUGCCCUUACUUCAGGGUCUCAAGCCAAGGAAAGUCCUCUGAGGAUGCUUUUCGGACUUCUCCUUCCCACAAUGCAGACGCCACUGGCAUGUUCCAGCUAAAAAGCCACUCAGAUGGAUAA
This is a messenger RNA of Suncus etruscus (white-toothed pygmy shrew), 1044 nucleotides long. It is a transcript of the gene CXCR6, whose product is annotated as C-X-C motif chemokine receptor 6. The record is from RefSeq and is a predicted model, not a curated record. The coding region runs from base 1 to 1044 and encodes 347 amino acids. Gene Ontology annotation, cellular component: membrane. Gene Ontology annotation, molecular function: coreceptor activity; C-X-C chemokine receptor activity. NCBI's taxonomy places the organism in Eukaryota, Metazoa, Chordata, Mammalia, Eulipotyphla, Soricidae. The transcript has a single exon. Gene Ontology annotation, biological process: chemotaxis; immune response; G protein-coupled receptor signaling pathway.